This is a messenger RNA of Mustela erminea (ermine), 2313 nucleotides long. It is a transcript of the gene DAP3, whose product is annotated as death associated protein 3. The coding region runs from base 182 to 2089 and encodes 635 amino acids. The transcript has 13 exons. The record is from RefSeq and is a predicted model, not a curated record. Gene Ontology annotation, cellular component: mitochondrial small ribosomal subunit; mitochondrial ribosome. Gene Ontology annotation, biological process: apoptotic process. Lineage: Eukaryota; Metazoa; Chordata; Mammalia; Carnivora; Mustelidae. Gene Ontology annotation, molecular function: structural constituent of ribosome.
CGCCCCCCCGCGGCCCCUGUCAGGACGGCCGGGCGCGGGCCCUCACGCGUACCUUCGGCGGCGCGAGCCCCAGCCUCCUCCUCCUCCUCCGCCUCUUCUUGCCUCCCCCCCCUUCCCCGCCCCCACGGCCACCAACCGCCGCCACGGCCGCCGCCGCCGCCGCCGCCGCCGCCCCCCCCACAUGCCCUCCGCCCCUUGCGCGUGCGCCUCCCACAAUCCCCCCCGCCGGACCGUUCCAUUCCGGCCGCCGCGGGAGCGGGACGGGGGAGGCCCGGCGCCGCGGCGGGGCCGCCGUGAGGGCUGCAGCCCGGGCGAGCGGCGGGCGGGGGCCCGGGACGACUCACCGCCGCGGCCGCCGCGCCGCGCCCCCGACGCUGGCUUCCGCGCUCGGCCGCCGGGCCGCGGUGGGCGCGUCGAGGGCGGCCCGGCCCCCCCCCCCCCGGCUGGCGGGUGGACGCCGCGGCGGCUGCGCGCUGAGCAGCUUCCUGCCGAACGGGCCGAGCUCGCCGGGCGUCUGCGGGCAGCGCGGGGAGCGGCCGGCCCUCGGCGGCGCGUGCGGCUCGCGGCCCCGGGACCGUCGCGGGGGAAGGAGCCGGCGCUCGCGGGCGGGGAGCGGGAUCCGAGCGCCCACCAGGCGCUCCGUGUGUGCUCUGGGCGACAUCCGUGCGCCGUCUGCUGCCCAGGUGCGGCCCACCACUUCAGUUUGCCUGAGCUCGCAGCCACGAUGCUGAACAGGGUGACAAGGCUUGUCCCCAGGGCCCGGCAGUUGGACCCUGGACAUUUUUUGCACAGGGGGCCCCAGGGCCCCCAAGGCCUUGCUGUUCACCUGGAUGACCGGGUUCCGGAUGAGACCCCCAGAGCCGGUUCCCGCCUCAGCGAGGACGACCCGGCUGGGGCCGGCGAGCAGCGCGAGGGCCGCCACUACCGCAUCCCCCUGCAGGACCUGCCGACCGUCUUCCCCCACGGCCUGCCCCGUCGCUUCGGCCUGCAGACGGGAACUGCUGUGUUAGCGGGAGUCAGCUGGAGCCUGGGGGUGCACCUUGGACCCAGUGGCCCAGCCUCGCCAGAGCGGACAGGGGCUGGGCGUGCAGCAGGGCCCUCUGGCUGCCGGCUCUGCUCCGCGCCCCUCGCCCCAGCCCGCCCUGCUUCCCGGGUCUGCCAGGUGAAGACCUUCCGCGAAGCCUGCCUGAUGGUGAGGAGGCCGGCCCUGGAGCUCUUGCGGUACCUGGACGGCACCAAUUUCGCUCACCCGGCCGUGCGGUACGUGCUCUAUGGGGAGAAGGGGACAGGAAAAACGCUCAGUCUCUGCCAUGUUAUUCAUUUCUGUGCAAAACGGGACUGGCUGGUUGUGCACGUUCCCGACGCUCACCUGUGGGUGAAGAGCUGCCGGGGCCUCCUGCGGUCGGCCUACAACAGGCAGCGCUUCGACCAGCCCGUGGAGGCGUCCAGCUGGCUGAAGAGCUUCAAAACGGCCAACGAGCGUUUCCUGAGUCAGAUAAAAAUUCAGGAGACAUACAUGUGGAAUAAGCGAGAAAGCACCGAGAAAGGCCGGCCUCUGGGAGAAGUGGUUGAGCAGGGCCUGACGCGGGUAAAGAAUGCCACGGAUGCCGUUGGCAUCGUUCUCAAAGAACUGAAGAGUCAGAGCUGCUCGGGUGCUUUCCGUCUCCUGGUGGCGGUGGAUGGAGUCAAUGCUCUCUGGGGAAGGACCACGCUGAAGAGAGAAGAUAAGAGCCUGAUGGCCCCCGAGGAGCUGGCGCUUGUGUGCAGCCUGAGGAAGAUGGUACGAAACGACUGGCACGGAGGCGCUGUGGUGUUGGCGCUGAGCCAGACCGGGUCCCUCUUCACGCCGCGGAUGGCCUAUCUGCCGCAGGAGCUGCUGGGAAAGGAAGGAUUUGAUGCCUUGGACCCCUUUGUUCCCGUCCUGGUCUCCAACUACAGCCCAGAGGAGUUUGAGCGCUGCGUUCAGUACUACCUGGAGAACAGCUGGCUGCAGCAUGAGAAAGCUCAUACAGAAGAAGGGAAAAAGGAGCUGCUGUUCCUGAGUGACGCCAACCCCGGGCAGCUGGAGCGGCUCUGCGCCUACCUUUAAGCCGCGUCCCAGCCCGCACGGAGGACGGGGGACGCUGCCCGUCCCGGACGCCGCCAGACCCGACGCUGCUGGGACGAGUCCGCUCCGGCCUCCAGUGAAGACGGACAUUAGUGCCCUGCAGUGUCCUCUUGUUCCUGAAGCCAGUUUAUUAGGUGGGGUUCUCAGAUUGUAAGUAAUUACGGUCUUUCCGUUAAAUAAAGUAUCUUUCUUAAAGUGUUGUGUGA